GCGAGGCAGGACGGCAAGUGUGAUACUGUAGAUACCUACCUAGAGUCUGCUACAGUAAGCCCAGCUGGUAAAGCAUCUGUUUUCGCCUCUUGCGUUGGUCAUUCCAUCCUACUUCGUCCCGUUCUAUUCCAUCCCACACCAUCUCCUCUCUGCAGUUCAGACUCGCCGUUAUAAACACGCAUCAUCAUCAUCGGCGCAUAGACUACCACCGCUUUCCCAAAGGUACCUCCUCUUGCUCAGAGAAUCCAGAAUAAUCUCGAUAUACCGUACUAUCAGGGCAAUUUGCUGCUUGACGAACACGGCCUCCUCGAUAGCCUUGAUCUAUCGGUCCAUCUCUCGGCCCAGAACCCUUGGCCGACAUGACCACACUCAAGUUUGCGCCCUUCUCAUCUGAGAUCGAGCUACCUUUCUACACGGCUCUUUUUGCCUCGAAACUCGACCAUGAUAAGUUGAGCGACUCGGCGCGCCCCGUCCUGGGCUUAUACGAACCCCGUCUCGGAGUGCAUCCCGACGAUAGCGUCAAGAUGCAGGUGCUGGCCAGUGCCCUCACCAGCACCACCGUACCCGUCAAUGCUGUCCGAGCUGAAGGCAUUAUCAGAAACACUAAUACCCUGGAGGCCUUCAAACAGGCAGAUAAGUCCGAGAUACUGAAUAAUGCCGCUCGCCAAAUCUGGGACGCGAUCAACGAUGGCACUAUAUAUUCAGUGCCUUCUCUUUUGGCCUCAUACGUCAUACUCUCUUACGCCGACCUAAAGAAGUAUCGCAUGACAUAUUGGUUUGGAUUUCCAACCCUCCCUUCAGACCCUGCAUGGAAGCGCGCCGGUGAGAUACAGCGCUUGACAUCAGCUGAAAGCACUGCUUUGGUUGAAAGAGUUGGCACAUGGCGAUACUCUGUUGAUAACAGAGAGUAUGGGUUCUUCUUAGCGAAAAAGGUGCGAAGCAAGCGGUCAUCAGCUAGCCUGGAUAACCCUUCCGAGGACAUAGGUUAUGACUGGGAUGUUGGUUCCUUGCGCGACUUCGAAACCGGAUUCUUUCUCGGGAUCCCGAAGGAGGACAGAUAUGUAGCCUUUGUGGACCCCUCGACAUAUGACGAACACCCUGCCUGGCCGCUGAGAAAUCUCUUGAUGUUAGUGAGGCAGCGAUACCAGCUCAGUGAAGUCCAGAUCCUUUGUUAUCGUGACAUCCAGGCACGCAGACAUGAGGCUCGGAGUAUCAUCAUGUCCUUACACAUGGACCCGGUCGAUGAAUUGGUCCUAUUAACAAUGCCCAAAGCCACAGGGUGGGAGCGUAAUCAGGCCAAUAAGCUAACUGCGAGAUCUGUCAGUCUUGCUGAGUCGAUGGAUCCGACUCGUCUCGCGGAUCAGUCAGUUGACCUUAAUCUGAAGCUGAUGAAAUGGCGAAUCUCGCCUGAUCUUAACCUUGAUGCCAUAAAGAAUACGAAGUGUUUACUCCUUGGUGCAGGCACACUGGGCAGUUAUGUGUCGAGAAAUCUAAUGGGCUGGGGGGUCCGCAAAAUUACAUUCAUCGACUAUGGUGCCGUAUCUUUUUCGAAUCCGGUACGACAACCUCUUUUCGUGUACGAUGACUGCCUCAAUGGGGGAGCUCCAAAAGCGAUCAGAGCGGCACAGGCCUUAAAGCAGAUUUAUCCUGGUGUGGAUAGUCACGGCGAAGUUCUAUCCGUUCCCAUGCUUGGCCAUCCAAUCGUGGAGAAGACUCAAGGCGAUUUUGAGAAGCUGAAAACUCUAAUCGAUGAGCACGACGCAAUAUUCUUGCUUAUGGACAGCCGGGAAUCGAGAUGGCUUCCUACAGUGAUGGGUAAAGCUGCUGGAAAGAUCGUCAUGAAUGCUGCGCUUGGUUUCGAUACCUACGUGGUCAUGCGACAUGGUGCCGAACCUAAAGACGGCAGCGACAGUACCCUGGGAUGUUACUUUUGCAACGAUGUAGUUGCACCUGGCGAUUCACAAAAAGACUUGACUCUUGAUCAACAGUGUACGGUUACGCGACCUGGCAUCGCUGCGAUUGCUUCUGCUCUUCUGGUCGAGCUUCUAACCAGUCUACUGCAACACCCCUUAGGCCACCAUGCUCCAGCUCCGGUGUCUUCAUCUGCGGCAACUCAGGAAGCCGACACCACUGAUGAAUAUGCUCUCGGGAUCGUACCCCACCAAAUUCGUGGGUUCCUCAACAGAUUUCAGAAUCUUGUCAUUAGGGGCCAGUCGUAUCCUUGCUGCAGUGCUUGCAGUCCACCUAUUAUUUCAGCAUAUAGGAAUGAGGGCUGGGAAUUCGUCAAGCAUGCCUUAGAGAAUAAAGAUUAUGUUGCUGAACUCAGUGGGCUGGCUGAGGUUCAGCGAAAAGCCGAGGCUAUGGCUGGUGAGAUUGACUGGGAAGACGAUGGAUCUACACACGGCGAUGAUGACGAAGGAGUACUAUUGUAGUUGAAGAUACUCUUCCGAAGUCACCACCUCCGUCGCAGCCGCCUACGAAGAACUCGCAUUGAACGAUUCAAGUACUGGAAACGACCCCGCUGGAAUGAGGUGAUCUGGGAUGGAAUGUUAACAGCAUCCACCACUCCGUUGGACUCGCCGUCUCAUAUUGCA
Messenger RNA from Xylaria bambusicola, 2594 nucleotides. RefSeq lists its product as uncharacterized. The transcript has 4 exons. Gene Ontology annotation, biological process: autophagy of mitochondrion; piecemeal microautophagy of the nucleus; protein modification by small protein conjugation. The coding region runs from base 360 to 2432 and encodes 690 amino acids. Gene Ontology annotation, molecular function: Atg8 activating enzyme activity; Atg12 activating enzyme activity. Gene Ontology annotation, cellular component: cytoplasm; phagophore assembly site. NCBI's taxonomy places the organism in Eukaryota, Fungi, Ascomycota, Sordariomycetes, Xylariales, Xylariaceae. The record is from RefSeq and is a predicted model, not a curated record.